Molecule: messenger RNA, 738 nt
Organism: Oncorhynchus gorbuscha (pink salmon)
Lineage: Eukaryota; Metazoa; Chordata; Actinopteri; Salmoniformes; Salmonidae
Product: serine-aspartate repeat-containing protein I-like
Exons: 1
Coding region: 1-738 (245 amino acids)
Source: RefSeq, a predicted model, not a curated record
AUGCAAGGAAAGCGCAGCCAGCAACCAGCCAGCAUCCAGCCAGCAGCCAGCCAGCAACCAGCCAGCAGACAGCCAGAAGCCAGCCACAGCCAGCAACCAGCCAACAACCAGCCAGCAACCAGCCAGCAACAAGCAAACCACAGCCAGCAGACAGCCGGCAACCAGCCAGCAGCCAGCCACAGCCAGCCGCAGCCAGCAACCAGCCACAGCCAGCCACAGACAGCCAGAAACCAGCCAGCAGACAGCCAGCAGACAGCCGGCAGACAGCCAGCAACCAGCCAGCAGACAGCCAGCAACCAGCCAGCAACCAGCCAGCAGACAGCCAGCAGACAGCCAGCAACCAGCCAGCAGACAGCCAGCAACCAGCCACAACCAGCCAGCAGACAGCCAGCAGACAGCCAGCAACCAGCCAGCAGACAGCCAGCAACCAGCCACAACCAGCCAGCAGACAGCCAGCAGACAGCCAGCAACCAGCCACAACCAGCCAGCAGACAGCCAGCAGACAGCCAGCAGACAGCCACAGCCAGCCACAGCCAGCCAGCAGACAGCCAGCAACCAGCCAGCAGACAGCCAGCAACCAGCCAGCAGACAGCCAGCAACCAGCCAGCAACCAGCCACAGCCAGCCACAGACAGCCAGCAGACAGCCAGCAACCAGCCAGCAGACAGCCAGCAGACAGCCAGCAACCAGCCAGAAGCCAGCCACUGCUCAGCCCCCCAGGCUCCAGAGGCACAAUUAA